AUGAGUGAUAAAGAUAAAGGUGAUACUUUAAAAAUGCGUGUUUCGUCUGAAAUUCAGGGUGGUAGUAGAUCUCCAUCCAAAAAAAGUAACGGUAAUUUUGAAUUUAAAACUGCUAGUAUUUCGAACCUUAACAAACAAAGAGGUAUUUUAAAGGCUAGAUUAACAUCAUUUGAAAAAUAUAUAUCCAAAUUCGAUAAUAUUACUUUAGAUAAAACUCUUAAAAUAGAAUUAAACUUAAGGAUAUCCACAUUAGAAUCGGUAUAUAAAGAUUUUGAUGACAUUCAAAGUAAAAUCGAACAAUUAACAGAUGAUGAUGAUCUUUCUAAUCAAAUAACAUAUCGUGAGAAUUUUGAUGAACAGUAUUAUGGAUGCAUUGCGGUAGCUAAGUCUUUGGUUGUUGAUGAUAGUCACAGUUGUGAUUCUCAUUUACAUCGUAACCGAGAAGGCUCCCAAAUAAAAUUACCCGACCUAAAAUUAGUAUCCUUUGAAGGAUUUUAUGAUCAGUGGCUAGAAUUCAAAAAUUCCUACUGUACUAUGAUUCAUAAACGUACUGAUUUGGAUCCUAUACAAAAAUUCCAUUACUUGCGGUCGUCACUCAGCGGUAGUGCAUUGCAGGUGAUCAGUGCAUUAGAAUUCACAGCUGAAAAUUACACACAUGCGUGGGAAUUGCUUCUUAAUCGAUUUCAAAAUGAUCGACUUUUAGUACACAACCAUGUUAAGUCUUUAUUUUGUAUGCCAUCUAUUAAUAAAGAGUCGCCUUCGCAAAUCAGAAAAUUAAUAGAUUGCAUAUUACGUAAUUUACGCGCUUUAAAGACGUUAGAUGAGCCGACCGAAUCAUGGGAUACACUUAUAAUGUACUUAAUAGUAUCAAAACUCGAUCCUUGUACCGAACGCGAGUGGGAGAAUUACAAAGGUUCUCUUAUUUCUAAUAUACGUAAUGAUGACUGCAAUAAACAAUUUAAACGAUUUGGAACUAAGGAAAUUUUGGGAAAUAGAGGAGAUUCCUCACGUAGGGAAUAUUCUAACUUUUGA
Molecule: messenger RNA, 1032 nt
Organism: Achroia grisella
Lineage: Eukaryota; Metazoa; Arthropoda; Insecta; Lepidoptera; Pyralidae
Exons: 2
Coding region: 1-1032 (343 amino acids)
Source: RefSeq, a predicted model, not a curated record